This is a messenger RNA of Ailuropoda melanoleuca (giant panda), 546 nucleotides long. RefSeq names its product glutathione S-transferase Mu 1-like. The record is from RefSeq and is a predicted model, not a curated record. The annotation marks the transcript as partial. The transcript has a single exon. Gene Ontology annotation, biological process: glutathione metabolic process. Lineage: Eukaryota; Metazoa; Chordata; Mammalia; Carnivora; Ursidae. Gene Ontology annotation, molecular function: glutathione transferase activity.
ACUGGCACCAAGUAUGAGGACAAGAUGUACACCUGCGGCCCAGCUCCAGAUUAUGACAAAAGUGGCUGGCUUAAGGAGAAGGAGACCUUGGGACUGGACUUUCCAAAUCUUCCAUAUUUCAUUGAUGGACCCUUCAAACUUACCCAGAGCAACGCCAUCCUUCGCUACAUUGCGCGCAAACACAACUUGUGUGGUGAAAGUGAGGAGGAGAUGGUCAGAGUGGACUUACUUGAAAGCCAGGUCAUGGACUUCAGGAUGCAGCUCGGAGCCAUUGCGUACAACCCAGACUUUGAGGCCCUCAAGGGCCCAUUUCUGAAGCAACUUCCUGACAAACUCGAGCUGUUUUCGGAAUUCCUGGGGCAGCGGAAAUGGUUUGCUGGAGAAAAGAUCACGUUUGCAGAUUUCCUUGUGUAUGACGUUCUCGACCAGCAUCGCAUGUUGGAACCCAAGUGUCUCGACUCCUUCCCCAACCUCAAGACCUUUCUGGAUCAAUUUGAGGCUUUGGAGAAGAUUAGCACCUACAUGAAAUCCAGCCGCUUCAUGAAA